AUGAGUGAUGAUAAUGAUGGUGGUGUUUAUGGUGGUUGUUACGGUGAUGGUAAUCAAGAUGGUGAUGGUGACGGUUGCGAAGGGCAUGAUUGCUAUUGUGAUGAUGAUGGUGAUGGUAAUGGUGAAGAUCAUGAUGAUGAUUUUUGUAAGGAUGGUGAUCAAGAUAGUUGGGAUGAUUAUAGUGAUGGUGGCGACAAUGGUGACUGUUUUUGUUGCAAUAAUGAUGAUAAUGAUGGUGGUGGUGAUGAUGGUUUUGAUUGCGGUGGUAAUGAAGAUGGUGGUGAUGGUGAUUGA
Molecule: messenger RNA, 294 nt
Organism: Ruditapes philippinarum (Manila clam)
Lineage: Eukaryota; Metazoa; Mollusca; Bivalvia; Venerida; Veneridae
Product: prostatic spermine-binding protein-like
Exons: 2
Coding region: 1-294 (97 amino acids)
Source: RefSeq, a predicted model, not a curated record